GUCGACCCCAUCUAUUUCUACGCCACUGAGUGACACACACGGUGGUGAACCUGCUACAGUAUGCGAGACGUCCAACGUGGAAGGAACGGCGCAACAAUAGAGUGUUGAUUAUCCACAACAUUGCAUCGUUGCCUGCGAGUUAUGUUUGCAUAUUAAGAUACGCUAUAAUUUUUGCUAGACGGUGAACUAGAAGUCAGAUUAGUUGAUAUAGUAUCGGUGAUAUAGUUUGCAGCAGGUUAGCGUAUGAUGCUCUACGGUAGGUUCUACCUACGCUAUGUUGAUUGACAUUAUAUCUUUUUGCUCAGAACAGGAGUAGGUCGGUCGAGCUAGAACUGUUAUUGGCUAACCCUAGACAGUAUCGUUAGUUGGUCUAGGUACAGCUCAAAAGAGGUUCCACAAUCGUUCAGCAAGGGACACUGUUGCAGGAGAUACGAUCUGAGGCUGGAUCACUAAGAGUAAGCUUGUAAAACGUAUUAAGAAAAGCUAAGAAAAUGCUUAUGAAUUUGUAUUUUUAGGAAUUUUAUAAUUUUUUCCCACCCAGAGAAUAAAUUCAUUGAAUUUGGAUCCUGUUCUUUAUUGCCUCCGCAACAUUUUAUAAAAUUCUCUUAUAAUGUCGAAAAAGUCGGCAAUUGCUGAAACGAAUACUGGAACAUCGAUGCCUGGCCACGCCGAUGGAUACGAUCACGGAGUCGCAGGAACAGCGGCAAUCGGUUCGAGUACCACCCCUCCUGUUACCAUCGCAUCCUCUCCUAGUACUGGAAUCAAGGUAAAUGUUGACGUUGCCAAUAAUAACGUAGCCGGGGCAACCGGUCUGAACUCUGAAAAUCCUGUCAAUAUCGGUCAAUCGAACAUCAUUGCCAACACCGGUUCCGCGCAUGUCAUUAGAAGGAAUCCGUUACGCGAAGUUCGUAGGAAUGUAGAGUAUAGGUGUCAGUUGUGUGGAAAACGUGACAGCGAAGAAAUGGUGCAGUGUGAUGGUUGCGAUCGGUGGUUUCACUUUGCAUGUGUGCAUGUGGCGGAAGACAUCGCCAAUGUAAGCUGGAUGUGUCCGAUAUGCAAAGCUUCAUCGUUUAUUGUGCCCCCCACCAACACCAACCGCAUAGUUGAAAAGCAGCGUAAUCUAGCUCCCCCAAGCAAGAUCACAUCAAUACGGUCGAACAGCAAGGCUAGCUCAAGGAGUGAAGCAAAGAGGUUGAAAGAGCUAGAGAUGAAGCAGCUCGAAGAAGAGUUUGAGUUGGAGAAGCGUUUCUUGGAGCGAAAGUAUAAGCUCCUGAAGGAAUGUGUUAGCGAGACAUCAUCUGUGACUGAGGAAAGUGUGGAAGGAAAGUUAUCGAAAAUCGAAGAAUGGUUAGCCGAAACAGAACGUCAUGGUGAAGCUGAGGAUUCUGGGUUAGUUGCGGAAGUGGCAAAUGAGCAUACCCCGAACAGUACGGGAAAACUCGAGGAGCACCACGCUCCGGAGGUCCAGCGAAAUCUACACCCAUCAAUUCUCCGAUCUAGCCGGCGCGGUCAACGCCUUGCAGGGAAUCAACCCUUUUCAUCGGUGCAGCAGUCGAUUCAACAAGAUCAACCGAUCCCGUCUACGUCAGCUACACGUCCACAGUACAACCGUCUCUCACAAGGAGUGCAUUAUGCUAACAGCACUCAACUGAACUCUGUUCACAUACUUCACCAGAACGAACGUUGCCAAGCCGAAGGUCACCAAAGGCAUUCCGCCUACCCGCAGAGCUACGGUCAUCCAAGAGUCGUGUCUUCGUCGCUACCAGAAAUGCAUUACGGCCAAUACUCGAGAGAUCUUCCAGGAGGACAACCAUGUCGCCAACUAUCAGCCAGGAGGGAGUUUGUUUCAGCGGUGAAUCCAAAUCUAGUGAACGAAUUUGUUCCAGGCCAACGUUCAACUCCGAUUAGAUCAGCUCAGCAGGACUCAGGCUCACCAGUGUUCGAUGAUGAAACCGUCUGUGUCCUCAAUAGAAGCCAAAUUGCAGCGCGUCAGGCAGUGUCCAGAGAUCUGCCAGAUUUUGAUGGCUCAUUAGAGGACUGGCCACUAUUUUAUGCCAUGUUCAACUCGUCAACGCAGAUGUGUGGUUUUACAAACGAGGAGAACAUGCUACGACUACGCAAAUGUCUCAAAGGGAACGCACUAGAGGCGGUAAAAUGUGAGUUACUCCAUCCGUCGAACGUAGGAGAUAUUUUAUCCACGUUGAAGAUGUUAUACGGCAGGCCAGACGCGAUCAUCCAAUCCAUCGUUAAGAAGAUUAGACAUCUGCCGCAACCAAAUACAGAAAAGCUAGAAUCACUAGUAAACUUUGCGUUAACAGUGAAAAACAUGGUUGCAACGAUUAGAGCUUGCGAAGUUAACGACUUCAUCUUCAAUGCGUCACUCCGUUACGAAUAAGUUGAACGCCUUCCGGCAACUCUCAAGUUGGAUUGGGCUAGGUUUGCUCGGAACUAUCUAGAUCCUAAUCUAGCUGAUUUCAGUGGCUGGUUAUACACCAUAGCUGAGGAUGCAAGCACUGUGAUGGCCACUUCAGGCCAAGAGCAACGAACUAAAGGAAGUAAGAAAGAUGGCUUCCUGAACUUCCACUCCGAGUCGGAGCUGAACGAUGAGAGCGUUACUCAUCCGUCCAACAAGCCAAUAUCUGUCACAACGCCAAAUGCCACCACAGACUCCUGCGCAGUUUGCAAGGGAAGUUGUCCUGCUAUCACCAAGUGUAGAAGAUUUGCCGAACUUAACUACGAGUCGAAAUGGGCAGCGGUAAAAGAAUGCAAGCUGUGCCGCAAAUGUCUUCGCAAGCAUAAUGGUUCCUGUAAGCAACAGAAGAAAUGUGAUACGAAUGGAUGCACUUUUCUGCAUCACCCUCUACUCCAUAAACCAGAAAUCCAGGACUCCAGACCUUCUGGGCCGGUACCUACGACAUCUUUACCAGAGCCAGCCAAAUCCGAGCCAAGUUGUAAUGUGCACCAAGGACAGUCUGCAGUGUUGUUCCGCAUCCUCCCGGUCAUACUGUAUGGACCGAAAAAGGCGAUACAAACAUAUGCAUUCAUAGAUGACGGAUCUGAGCUUACUCUCAUUGAGCAAAGUCUCGCCGAGGAACUAGGUAUUGAAGGACCAAGAAAGUCGCUAUGUUUAAAAUGGACUGG
Molecule: messenger RNA, 3141 nt
Organism: Aedes albopictus (Asian tiger mosquito)
Lineage: Eukaryota; Metazoa; Arthropoda; Insecta; Diptera; Culicidae
Exons: 3
Coding region: 611-2395 (594 amino acids)
Source: RefSeq, a predicted model, not a curated record